AUGCAGCUCACGACCUCCAUCCUCCUCGCCACGGCCACCCUCGCCGCACUAGGACAUGCCGAAGAAAGACAGGACCUGCAGAAUCCCAAGAACACGAAACUCAACUGCGUCGGCGCCGACCCGGCCCACGUGCGCAGAAUCUGUUCCAACUUGCAGGGCGACUGGACCUAUAGCAGGGAGGCAGCGGUGGCGGCGUUGGUGCGGAGGGGCGGAGGACCGACGGUCAGAGAUGGGAUAUGGCGCGACGGUGUUGUGCAGGCUGCAGGCUGCAUGCACGUCUUCCCGGUAGCACACUCGCCCAGCAGGUCGUGCAGCAUUGCUGGUUCUCGUGGUGCUACCCACACGAUGCGAUUGUUCUCGUCGUGGGUGGAACCCGACGAAGACAAUGGCAAGGCCCGCUUCGUCAUUGAUGCGGCAUUUCCAAAGAUAUUGCUGACGGCGGCAUUUGAUGAAAAGUGGGAAUAG
Messenger RNA from Zymoseptoria tritici IPO323, 465 nucleotides. RefSeq lists its product as uncharacterized. The transcript is spliced from 3 exons. The record is from RefSeq and is a predicted model, not a curated record. Bases 1 to 465 code for a protein of 154 amino acids. NCBI's taxonomy places the organism in Eukaryota, Fungi, Ascomycota, Dothideomycetes, Mycosphaerellales, Mycosphaerellaceae.